UUGGCCGGCGCCGGAGGGUUACAGGGCUCGGCGGCGCGCGGCUUUAUAAAGCAGCCAGUGCGCGUGCGCAGGAAAGGAAAAAAGCAAAGUGGGGGUACUAUUUGAGUCGUUUCGCGUGGCAGCAGGCGGGUAGAAGGACAGCGCCUGAGGAAGGAGGAGAAAUCUAAUGGAGAAGCCUGCACCCAGAGUGGAGGAUCGUACCUGGAGCUGUUCCUGUACUGCCAGAGGAAGGCACAGAAUCCCCUUAGGUGGAACUGCUACAGAGCUGGCAGCCAAAGUGGGCGAAAUGUUGAGCACAUCUGUCUCAAGUUCUCCCCUAACACUUGUGGGUCGCAGGAGCACCAACAGCAAUUUGAACUUGAGCAAGGAUGUGGUGCAGCGGAGCCUGGUGCUCUUUACUGUGGGCACUUUCCUUGCACUGGUGUUGAACUUGCUGCAGAUCCAGAGGAAUGUGACUCUGUUCCCUGAGGAAGUCAUAGAUACCAUCUUCUCCUCUGCUUGGUGGGUACCCCCAUGCUGUGGCACAGCGGCAGCUGUUAUCGGCCUGCUUUAUCCCUGCAUUGACAGUCACCUUGGAGAGCCUCAUAAAUUCAAGCGAGAAUGGGCCAGUGUAAUGCGAUGUAUAGCAGUCUUUGUUGGGAUUAACCAUGCAAGUGCUAAAUUGGAUUUUGCAAAUAAUAUCCAGCUCUCUUUAACACUAGCAGCUUUGUCACUGGGCCUGUGGUGGACAUUUGAUCGUUCAAGAAGCGGCCUGGGCCUUGGAAUUACGAUAGCUUUUGUAGCUACUCUGAUUACUCAGUUUCUUGUCUAUAAUGGUGUUUAUCAGUAUACAUCUCCUGAUUUUCUUUACAUCAGAUCCUGGCUGCCAUGUAUAUUUUUUUCAGGAGGUGUGACUGUGGGAAACAUAGGACGGCAACUGGCUAUGGGUGGUUCUGAGAAGCCUCACAGUGACUAAAGGCGGCUUGAAUAGCCUGAAGUACCUGCAGGAAGAUAGAACUAAGAUCUAUUGUUGAUUCCAAACUAGGAUUUCUUCUUCUUGAAUAGCCUGAGUGAGCUCCCUGCACAAAUGACUGGUGAAAAAGAUCAUUCAGCUUAAGAGUGGCCAAGAGCUUACCUCAAUAUAUUUAGGAGAAGUCUGGGCUUGGCUGUUCUGUGAACGAGUUCGGUACAGACUUGGGACACAACAAGCCCGUGCUUAAUGGCAGUUCUCUUGCACGUUGGGUUUCAGUUGAAGAUGUUGAAAAGCCGCCAUAUUUCAAAGCCUUGGAACUAAAGCUUUGUACAAGUGCCCAAAGAAAGUUGAUUGGUGCUGAGGGAUAGGGUAUGUGAAUGGGUUUAAUAGGAAUACUGAUUAUUCAAAUAUCCUUUAAGAAAGGUUGCCUUUAAAUGAAAGGUGAUCAGGAAAAAAUACAAUCUUUUUGAAGUUGUGUUGAGAAAUAACUGACCAUGGGCACAAUCCAUUUGAAAAGCUCCAGUGAAAUCCAAGGGAGCAAAUCCUACCCAUUUCUGAGGCUCAUGGAAGAGUACUGAUCUGAAGUUCUAUGAUUUGAGCAGAUUUUUUUUCAGUACAUGAGUAUUUGUGGGUUGGGAAGAGUUAAAUUAUCUUAUAGACAGAAGCAAUGAGUCUGUCACCUGUUGAUCUGUGGUUGAAUGAUCAUUUAGUAAUUUAUGGUCCUAUUGGAUACACCUAGCCAAAACCAAUUACUGUUCAGUAAUGUAUGUCACAUCUGUUAUGUGCAUCCUUAAGUAUUUUACUGGGAAGCCUGUCCUCGAUAAUAGUGCAUCAGUUAUUGGGGGGGGGGGGGGGGGGGGAGUCAUUCCUAUGUGACAGCUGUUGAGCUUUCUGAAAGUCUGACUGGUUUCAGAAUCUAAACAAGUUUUGCCAUGAGAAAAACAGAUCAAGCCAACAAUGUUACUGAAUGCUUCUUAUACAUGAUCCUGUUUUACAGUGUAUUUCUGAAGAACUCUUUGUGUUUUGGGUUUUAGGGUUGGUGUUUGCAACUCUACAGAACUUGCAAUCUGUGAUUGCCUUGUAAGGAAGAGUGCUUCUGUUACUACAUUAAGUAUCUGAUGUUUCAUAAAUAUUUCAUGGUGAGCACAAUAGUCAUUUAGAUAGCAUAGACUGCAGUUGACCUAAUGAACAACAAGUAUUGGGUCUCAAAUUUUUAAGGGCAAUGUGCAGUUGAGAAAAAUCUGAGCCUUGUAGUCUCUUUAAUAUCUUCAUUGAAGAACUGAAUCUUAAAAGAGUAUAAUAUUCCUGAGUGGAAGCAAAAAAAAAAUAGCAAUAAAUUAAUUAGUAAUGCUAGUUUAUGUCUUACACUUAAACCCCUAUGGUUCAGCUUACCAAGCGCACUUUUACCGUGCUGCUAACUUUUUACAUUGAGCAGUUAGAUCAUCUUCCAUUUUCAAUCUCCUGUGUCUUCUAGUCUAGUCAGUGACUAAUGUUUAAGACUUUAAGCUGAAGUUAAAUAAUGAUAUGGAUAUAGCCUACUGUUGUGGAGACAAGAUUCUGUGGAUCAGGGCACUAAUCCCACACUGAAGGAGAACUGGGCUUCUUAAAAUCUCAUUAUAGUUUUCAUGGCUCCAUACUUGGUUCCACUGCUGAAAAAAAUGACUCCACUACUGCUAGAUGUUGUCCAUAGUCUGAAACUCUCCUUCCCUGACACAUAGUUUGAGUAUUGCUAUUUUAAAACUAGGAACAUUAGCAAAAUUUUCCAAACUUAUAAAAGGCUUUUUAAAAACCUGCUGGAAAACAAUAAAAAAAAUAGAUACAUGCUUAAUUCUGCCCCCUCCCAAAAUUUGGGUUAGAAUCUGACCUGGAGGCAAAUUCAUCAUAUCUUCACUCGUCUUCAUGGUACAUUAUGUCCCAGAAGAACUAAAACCCUCUGGCUACCAUCACUUGCCCCUGAGUCAAGGUGACAGAAAAAAGGUUUGGGAGAGACCUCCCUCUGCAUCUCAAUUGGAGCUCCUCUAAAUAGUGGUUGAAAGGUAAAUAAAAUGUUGUUCUGGGCUCCUGUGGGAUUUGCUUUUGAAGACAAUCCAGGCUUGCACAGGUGAACAACUAUAUAUCCAAGUCCCUUCAUUAGCUAGGAAAAAUUAACAAAGAUCUCAUGAAAGUUUGGGAAUUAUACUCCAUAUGAGCGUAGGUAACCUUACCUUUCUUGGUCUUGAAUCUGUUUUGAAAAUACUUAGGUGCUCUAGGCAGGUAGGUUUGAUUUAUUCUUUAGUGAAGGAGUGGUCAGGAAGAUGGCAAACAGGAACACUUGCUUUGAAGGAAUGCCAUUAAGGUCUGGUACUGCUCAAUAAUAAACAAAACAUUGCAGCCUUAAAGCCUUGCUUAUCACAUUUAAUUGGUUCUUAAAGACGUAUUAAUAUCCUUUCUCUCAAAAUUACUCAAUUUUGAAUGAUAUUACGCAUUCAGUAUGCCGAAGUGAACGUGUAUCUGCAAGAAAAUACCCACUGAACUCAUUAAAUGUAGUUGGAAAUAACCAUUAUAGAGCAGCAAAGAACAAUUUUUACAACACCUUUAAUACUAGGUGCAACUAAAGAGGACAAUGGUAAAUGUAAAUAUGUAAACAUAAAAUGAGUAUUUUACUUGUAAAGAUUUAUUUGUAAAUCUGUUUUGAAAAGACAGCCAAAAUACGUUAGAAGUUCUAUCUUGCCAAUUCUUGUAAGUAUCUGAACCAAAGUGGUCAGAGUUUGUGUUACAAAAGGGGGGAGGGACUCUGCACUCUUCUGGAUGGUAUCUUUCAAUUUUCAGACUCAAACAUUUUUCAACUGUGUUUUUUUAAAAAAUAAAGCUUUCAAACAGC
Messenger RNA from Anolis carolinensis (green anole), 3812 nucleotides. RefSeq names its product insulin induced gene 1 (gene insig1). Gene Ontology annotation, biological process: cholesterol biosynthetic process; SREBP-SCAP complex retention in endoplasmic reticulum; SREBP signaling pathway. NCBI's taxonomy places the organism in Eukaryota, Metazoa, Chordata, Lepidosauria, Squamata, Anolidae. Gene Ontology annotation, cellular component: endoplasmic reticulum; SREBP-SCAP-Insig complex. The transcript is spliced from 6 exons. Bases 167 to 955 code for a protein of 262 amino acids. The record is from RefSeq and is a predicted model, not a curated record.